AUGCGGAUGCCGGGUGAUAGCCAAUCGGUGAGUUUUGCUUGCAUAUCGAUCCGGGACGUGGAUGUAUGUCUCCCAUGUAUGUAUCCUCUUCCUUUGGGGGUUAUUGACGGGGUUUUGGUGGUGUUUGUGAUUUUGGGUUGUACGUGGUUAUGGAGUACAUUCCAGACGUCAGUCGGGGCUUGUACGGUGGUUGCGGUACGUUGGGUUUGCAAUGAUGGGGUCCGGCUGGUAAGUCUACCUCUUUUAGCAGAUUCUCUAAUGUUAGUAUGUGUUCCAUGUCAUGCUUUGGUGAUUAUGGAGGAAUAG
This is a messenger RNA of Colletotrichum paranaense, 306 nucleotides long. RefSeq lists its product as uncharacterized. Bases 1 to 306 code for a protein of 101 amino acids. The record is from RefSeq and is a predicted model, not a curated record. The transcript has a single exon. NCBI's taxonomy places the organism in Eukaryota, Fungi, Ascomycota, Sordariomycetes, Glomerellales, Glomerellaceae.